GAGUUCCAGUUGGGGGUUUUGAACGAGCGGGAGGAGGAGGAGGAGGAGCAGGAGAAGGAGAAGGAGAAGAGAGAGAGAGAGAGAGAGAGGGAAGAGGUUUGGUUUGUUUGUCUUCAUCCUUUCUACUCUCUCCGUCUAAAACCCUAGCUUUUCGAGUUGAGUUCCCCCUCGUUUCGUGUAUGGUAAAUAGCUAUUGAUUGACUGCAUUGCAAAUCAACGAUGCAUGAUAGAAUAACAUCUGGGCAUGAUGGGUUUUGUUGCAAUUCGUAAUAUUUUCCACUCAAUCCAAUCAAGAAAACUACAAACCCUAACUCCUUGUUACAUCGUACUGUAUAGAUACUGUCACUUCCAACCAAACCCGAAUUUAGGUCCGUCCGACCCAUCACUGUCUUCGUUGAAAAAAGUCCCCCAAAACAAUGUGGGGAUUUUCUGGGAUUUGGAUAACAAGCCACCAAAGUCAUUUCCUCCCUAUGAAGCCGCGGUUCGCCUAAAGAAGGCGGCUUCAGAGUUCGGAGUUGUUCGGUAUAUGGUAGCUUAUGCCAAUAGCCACGCAUUUAGUUAUGUUCCUCCAGAUGUUAGGGAACAAAGGAAAGAGAGGAAGGCAUUGGAUCAGUUGGAGAAUAAGGGUGUCGUUAAGCCAGAUGAACUGUAUAUAUGUCGAGUUUGUGGGAGAAGAUUUUAUACCAAUGAGAAGCUUGUUAAUCAUUUCAAGCAAAUCCAUGAACGCGAACAAACGAAGAGGGUGAAUCAGAUAGAGUCGGCAAGAGGGAAAAUGAGGGUGAAGUUGGUAGCUAAGUUUUCAAUGAAGAUGGAGAAGUAUAAGAAAGCUGUGAGGGACGUUUUGACUCCUAAGGUUGGGUACGGAUUGGCAGACGAGUUGAAACGGGCUGGUUUUUGGGUUAGGACCGUGUCGGAUAAGCCGCAAGCGGCAGACAUUGCGUUGAGGAAUCAUAUGGUUGAUAUGAUGGACCGGAGACGAGUUGAGUGUUUGGUCCUUGUGUCUGAUGAUUCUGAUUUCACGGAGGUUUUGAAGGAGGCAAGGUUAAGGUGUUUGAAGACGGUGGUUGUGGGUGACAGUAACGAUGGGGCCCUUAAGAGGACUGCGGAUACUGGAUUUUCAUGGCAAGAAAUCAUGAUGGGAAAGGCAAAGAAGGAGGCUGUAUCAGUCGUGGGGCGGUGGAAGGAUCGUGAUGUUUUGAAGAGAUUGGAGUGGACUUAUGACCCAGAAAGGGAUAGGAAACUGUAUGGUUUGGAUGAUGAGUUUGAUUUAGAGAGCUGGGAUUCAGAACUCGAAGGCUUUUCUUCUGGGGAAUAUGAUAACCGUCUGCAGAAGGAGGAUAAGAAUGCAUGGUGGGAGCUGGGAUCAGAUUCUGAUCUCAAAUCACAAUAAUCAUUACUUCCUUCGGCCAAUGUAGCUGUUGAUAUUACUUGGAAGAAGCAAAGGCAUGAAUAUUAUCCCUCAGAAAGAGUCAAAAUGAGUGCUUCUGCUUUUGGGUUUUAGUCUCAUUGCAUCUGUCAUUCCCCUCCAAUUUUUUAACCUAAGGAACUAGAGGUCUUCGUUCCAAGGUUUGAGGAACCAACCAAUGCUUGAGGCUUGAAUUUCCUUAACACGUCAACCUGUCUAUGCUGACAGCUCCAGUGUUUGUUUCUCAUCUUGAAGACUGGGCCAAGGCAGAGAAGAAAAUCCCGGACUUUUGAGAACUCAGAGCUAAUUGAUAGAGCCCUUCUCUGUAGUCCUCUGAUGUCAAAGCGGAUUUUUCACAAACGAAUGUACGAAGGGGACAAUGAAAGAGUUUUGACAAUCUGAUAACCAUAUGCAAAAACAGGUGCGUAACUCCUGCCUCCUCUUCCUUAGACUAGGUUAGAGUGGGCUUUAACCAACUAGGGCCAGCCUAGUAACAGUUGGUUACUUUAGUACAUUUUUUUUACUGAGAGUUCAAGGAGUAAAAUUUGGCCGAUGGCACGAAUUUAUUGUUAGCUCUCUUAUAUAUGAGUCUUUCAUCGUUGCUUUAUUUUUUCCCCUCACGAGGCUACUUCUUGGGUUGUUCUGGAUUAGGUUGAUUUAGUUAUUACUGACCUCUCAAUUCAUAAUUGAAUAGUGCCUAUUAUUG
This is a messenger RNA of Rhododendron vialii, 2111 nucleotides long. RefSeq lists its product as uncharacterized. The coding region runs from base 245 to 1390 and encodes 381 amino acids. The transcript has 3 exons. Lineage: Eukaryota; Viridiplantae; Streptophyta; Magnoliopsida; Ericales; Ericaceae. Gene Ontology annotation, molecular function: RNA nuclease activity. The record is from RefSeq and is a predicted model, not a curated record.